AUGACCCUUUCUAGCGGUGCCCUUGUAGCCACCAUCUGCGCCGUCAUCGCCCUCCUCGGAGCCCUCAUCAGUGCCGUCGUCGUCGUCAACCGUCGCCGCCGCGAUAACAUCAGGGCCAUCGGGCUCCAGCGGUUGAAUCCCACCACCUUGCCGCCUCCUAUUCUCGCCGUAGGAGGGCGCCAGCCUGGACUUGUCCACCAGGCACCUCCACAGCAACACAUACGCUUCGCGAGUACUCAGUACCCUCGCCAAGCCGCCGGAGGGGCGCCCUCCUCGGGUAAUGGACGUAAGAUUGCCGGGAGACCACCACAUCACUAG
Pyrenophora tritici-repentis Pt-1C-BFP is the source of this 318-nucleotide messenger RNA. RefSeq lists its product as uncharacterized. Lineage: Eukaryota; Fungi; Ascomycota; Dothideomycetes; Pleosporales; Pleosporaceae. The record is from RefSeq and is a predicted model, not a curated record.